Messenger RNA from Penicillium bovifimosum, 990 nucleotides. RefSeq lists its product as uncharacterized. The record is from RefSeq and is a predicted model, not a curated record. Bases 1 to 990 code for a protein of 329 amino acids. The transcript is spliced from 5 exons. Lineage: Eukaryota; Fungi; Ascomycota; Eurotiomycetes; Eurotiales; Aspergillaceae.
AUGUCUCGCAACGUCUGUAUCACCGCUGCGGACGGCCACACCGGCUUUACAAUCGGUGAGCUGCUCUUGACUGACGACACUUUCAAGAAAGCCAUCGCAUCAGUGACAGCUCUAUCCCUCAACCCGGACUCCGAACAUUGCAAGGAUCUAGCCACUCUCGGCGCAAAGAUUGUCCCCCACAAGCCCGGCCGCCUGAGGGAUAUGGUCAAGACCCUGAAGGAUACCGGAGCCGACACACUCUGUCUCGUCCCGCCGGCCCACGAGUCCAAGUACGACCUUACAGUGGAGCUGAUUGAGGCGGCCAAAAAGGCUAACGUGCCUAACGUCUGUUUCAUCAGCGCCGCUGGAUGUGAUCUCGCUGAGCGGGAGAAGCAGCCGAGACUGCGGCAGUUCAUUGAUUUGGAAACGCUGGUGUUGUCCAGCAAGGGUGAUCCGUCCACUGCGACUGGUCAUUCUCCAGUUGUCAUUCGUGCCGGGUUCUACGCUGAAAACCUGCUUAUCUAUUCCCCACAGGCGCAGCAAGAAGGUGUACUUCCAUUGCCGGUUGGUAAAGACCACAAGUUUGCUCCGAUUGCACUGGGUGACGUUGCGCAAGUCGCAGCACACGUACUUUCUGGAAAGGGAAAGCAUGGCUUCGAUGAUAAACAUCGCGGCCAAUUGCUCGUGCUUACAGGCCCGAUGCUCACCACCGGCGAUGAACUCGCUACUGCGGCCAGCCAGGCAUUGGGAACAAAGAUGGCCUUUGAAGACAUCUCUGAGGCUGAGGCGAAGAAAGUGCUGCACGCUCAAUCUGCCAGCGACAACUCUGAACUGCAGUAUCUGCUUGAGUACUACUCUCUGAUUCGCGAGGGCAAGACAAAUUACAUUUCGACAUCUGCCUUCCAGUAUGUUACUGGCGUGCAUCCUCAGCAACCGACGGAGUUCUUCACUUCCUAUGCCGAGGAGUUCAAGACCAAGGGUGCGAACAAGAAACGGAAGACGUCUAAGUGA